CAGCCUGGUACCAAUCUAAGAGAUUGGUUCAAAACAAUUCACGCCACAAAAUACUUUCCCGCGCCUAUGACAGACAGUAUACAUGCUUAUUCUUUAAACAUGGCUGGAAAACAGAAACAACAAACUUACGAUGUUUUUGUGGGCAAUCUUCCAACAGAAUCGAAUGAGAGAAAUAUUGGAAAACUGUUCACACCAUUCGGUGAGAUUGCCGGGAUAAUUGUGAAAGAAUCGAGCAAAGUGAAGGGACCAUACAACAAGUUUGCGUUUGUGAAGUUUCUAUGUUUACCGGACGCUGAAAGGGCAGUUAAAGAGAUGGACCGUAAAAAGGUGGAAGGCUCCGAAAUUGUUGUGAAGCUCUCAGAAGACCGUAGAGGGAAGAAAAAUCUGCAUCAAACAAAAGUAGAUAAUCCUGUUUUUGGCCAAGAUGAUUUUGGACCAAUCAAGGUCACUGUGACCUUAAAUCAGAAACCUGAUGACAGACCCAAGAGAGGCUACAAGUCACCAGAUACAGAAUCUUUAGACGGGGGAGGUGCAACUGCUGAACAAGAUAGAGAGAGAGAGACUGUGCUGAUAACCCACGUGGAGUCCCCCAUCACUCUGUGGCUGCAGAUUGUCAAUGAUGAGAACACACAGACCAUAUUCAGCAUCACUGAACAGAUGGGGCAGGUUGGGCCUGCAGCUGUCCCACUUAAGGGGCCACCAGAGCCUGGAAAGGUGUAUGGGUGCAAAUUUUCUGAAGAUAACACCUGGUACAGAUGUCACAUUAAACAGUGCUAUGGAACAGAUAAGUACAAGAUCCAGUACAUUGACUACGGCAAUGUGGAGGAGGUGACCAGCAGUGCCCUGGUAGAGAUCCCCUCCAACCUGGCCAGCCUCAGGGGAAUGGCCAGUAAGAUCAUGCUACACAACACACGCGCCAAGGACCUCAGUGAUAAGAUGGGUAUACAAUUCCUCCAGAACCUGACCUUCAACCAGAUGGCACAACUUGUUAAGGUGCACCCCGUCAGUGAUGGCUCAGGGUUUUAUGGCCAUAUCUACGUUAACGCUGUUUCAUUGGCAGACACCAUGAUUCAAGCCGGCUAUUGUCAUUUAAAACCGUCCAUGGCUAAAGGAUCUGUAGGACAGGAACAUUUUGGGGAGUCAAAUAGUGUUGCAAGUGCUCAGGGUCCAUUCAGUAAGCUUGAUAGAGGGGUCAAACCCACCAUGGCUAAAGGGCCAGGGGGACAGGAACCUUUGGGGGAUCCAUUCAACGUUGGAAGGCCACAGAACAUGUUCAGUAAACCAGACAGAGGGACAAACAUGGUCCCAAUGAAUCAAAGGCAACCAGGUUUUCCCGGGCCUCAUUCUGUAGCCAUGAGUCAGCCUGCCACGAUGGGGAUGGGAGGUCAGCAACCCCUUGUGCCUCCCAAUCUUGGAUUUCCUGCAAAAAUUGGAGGAGGGUCGCCCAUUGAUGCUUCUAAAGAGAAGAAGCUGCAGGCAGAUCUGAUCAAGAAACGCCAGGAGAAUGAACAACUCCGUAAUGAGAAGGACACAGCCAACAAACAGCUCGAGUACAUGAAGACAAAGGUCAAGACUUUACAAGAUGAGUUUGCAGCAUCAGCAGCUCAACUUCAGGAGGAAACUCUUACAAAGCGCAUUCUGACAGUUGUAAGCCUAGCCAAUGUUGUACGAAGAUUAAGGAACCAGUUUCCUCCAGACAGUCAGCGAUGUUUUCUGGAGGAGGCUAUAGCCCUAUGCUCGGAUGCUGACAGGGUAGACAACUCUAGAUGCCAGUCCCUCAUGGAGGUGGGCUCAGCCCUGGCCAUGUACAAGGCCGCACAGGAUGAAAUCAGCAAGUGCAGGGACCCGACCGAGUUGGCUAUGUUGGUAUCUGGAAGAGAUGAGGCCAGAAGGAGACUGCAUGAGAAGCUGAAUGUCUGCCUGGGGGAGAUAGACAGGAUGCCUCUCACAGACAGGAACAAGCAGGUGCAGGAAAUACAAGACAGACUGUCCAAAACAUACAAUGCCUAUCUUCAACUGCAAGUGCAGGAUGUUCCUAGCCUUGAGACCAUCUUACCCAGAUUCCAGCCAUGGAAGUCAAGGAAAGAUUUGGAGUUCUCUGAUGUCAGAACGGCUACAGAUUACUGUGAAGAGGCACUGCAGACGGCCUUGACCCAGAUAAAGGACAAAAUAAGUGUGCAGUCCACAGCAACCCCUGACAAACCAGACCUUGAUAUAGACAACCUGAUGAAGACGUAUGCUCAUGCACUCCAGAGGGAAAUCAAUGUCACCGACAUGGUGCACAGUAAAGAUGCCAGUCUGAUUGCCCUGGUUAUUGCCUCAGUGAGGAAGGAACUGCAGACAGAGGCCUCCAUGAUUGAGAACUUCAGAAUCCUGAGGCAGGAGUUCUACGAGAAAAUGAAGUCCAUAGAACCGUGGCUUGACAACACGCCCUCCUUCAGCGAGCUGCAGGAGAACAGGAAGUUGCUGCGCUCUCUCAAGUCAAAACUGAGACACCUGCAGGCUGAUAAGUUGGACUUGGAGGAGAGCGGUGAUGAGGGAGAACUGGUCUCAGUAAAGGAGGAGGAAACCAAAGUGCUGGGCCAGCUCCAGGCAGCUGUGGUCAAGUCUGAAUCAUUCAUGCAUGAAAUGGCCACCCUUGCAGACUCCAACUUCCCAGAACUACGUGUGCAGUAUCCUGAGCUGGGAAUUGAAAACUAUUUGGCAUACAAAGGGUUAGUGAAGAGUGGUCGAGAUUUGGACAUGUACCAGCUGACUCCAGGCUUCCGUCCAGACAUGUCUAUCUCCACCUUCAACGGGCAGCAAGUCCUUAUACAGGAAUACCACAUAGGAGAUGGAGACCACUGCUCUAAAGACGAGUUCCUAAAUCAAGUGUGCAAAUACAACUGUGAUAAUGGCGUCAUUCAGUCAAUCUUCUUUAACAAGUCAGAGCGCCAGGCGUACAUAGAGACCGCGUGGACUGGGGGAGAGCCUGCAGAGACCCUGAUCAAGUCUCAGACAUGGACCCCAGCAGAGCUCCAGCAGAUCUGUGUGUCCCUUGUACAGCGGGUCAUUGCCCUGCACUCAAGCGGGGUCAUACAUGGGGAGAUCACUCCCCAGUCUGUCAUCAUCAAGGACUGCAACUCUGUCUGGCUUGUGCUGCCAGAUUUCUCCAGGACGCUGGCUGAGAGGAUGAUGAAGCGGUAUGUGACAGACACUGGUGUAGUGUUCCAGUCCCCUGAGUUGCAGUUCUCAUCAGCAGAGAGUCUCGGGCCUGCUGCAGACGUCUACAACAUGGUGCUACUCAUAUUUUUGUUGCACAAUCCAAGCGGUAAAGACAGCACAGCAGGCUCCAAAGAGGCAAGGUCUCUGCAAGUGUUGUUUGAUCGUGUGCUAAGUGGGAAGAGCGCUACCAGGGUGACAACAGAACAGCUUCUACAGCUGGACUACUUCAGCAAGCCCCUUCCUGAGCGCAGCCCCUCCCAGCCUAGCCCUGCCCCCAGCCCUCCUGUCUCCAUGGUUACCACUGUUCAGCCCGCUGUGAUCAAGUCUACUACCGAGCACAUGGAGAUAGGAGUGUUCAGGGCAGAGGAUUACAUGAGUCCACAUGUUCUACCACCAGCUUCCUCCCUCCCUGUGGUAGCCUCCUCUGACACUGACAACUCCUGGACCACGGACACCUCGGCCUCCGCCACCGACAGCAGCCGGGACUCUCCACUGGACACCACCCUGGCUGUGACUAAGUCAGACUCCCAACACACGGUCACAGGGGACAGUCAGGAGUCCACAGGGCAUGCAGUGGAGGAGUUGCCUGGCUUUGGGUUCCACCUUCAUCUGACGGGUGGCAAUACACCCACCGCAGAGAGUUGCGAUGUUGGGCUGGGGGACGGACCUUCAGCGAAUGACCAAUGGACGGUCACUGAGACUGGUACUUGGACCAAUCCUGAACCGGCUAUCGAUGUAGGGUUGGCAGGCGAUGAAUCUGAACAGGACGGGACAAACGGUGUAGAUGUGCCCUGCGAUAAUGGAAUCCAUGGAGCAGCAGAUUUCUCAGAGGCUUCUCACGACGGUCCAGUGCCCAAUGAGAAGGGGGCUGCUUGCUGGGGUGGUCAGGACAAUUGUUAGUGUGAGAUGUUCAGGUUUCCUUGUUGAAAGUUCACUUGUUGUGAAAAAUCUGUUGUCGGGGAGUUCUCAGUUCCUGUCGAAAAAAGCCCACGAGGUGGCCAGCUGUCCUCUUACUGCCCUUAUGAAGGACCUAGCUAAACAGUGUGAAUAUCCGGCGUAAACAGAUGUGCAGACCACAGACUAGUAACAUCUUUGUCGGGACUGACUAGAUGCAGCAUGUUAAGGGACUCGUACAUGCAGACAUUACACCAGAUGUUUUGUUGGGAGCAUAUUUAAUCAACUAUUUACCACUCAGAUGAACACAUUAAGGCGUUUGUAUUCCAGUAGAAAAUCAAAUCAAAUAAAGAUUUAUUUUACUAGA
Molecule: messenger RNA, 4465 nt
Organism: Dreissena polymorpha
Lineage: Eukaryota; Metazoa; Mollusca; Bivalvia; Myida; Dreissenidae
Product: serine/threonine-protein kinase 31-like
Exons: 27
Coding region: 67-4104 (1345 amino acids)
Biological process (GO): spermatogenesis; protein phosphorylation
Molecular function (GO): ATP binding; protein kinase activity; RNA binding
Source: RefSeq, a predicted model, not a curated record